This is a messenger RNA of Dicentrarchus labrax (European seabass), 3996 nucleotides long. RefSeq names its product septin 5b (gene septin5b). The record is from RefSeq and is a predicted model, not a curated record. The transcript is spliced from 11 exons. Bases 434 to 1609 code for a protein of 391 amino acids. Lineage: Eukaryota; Metazoa; Chordata; Actinopteri; Moronidae. Gene Ontology annotation, cellular component: septin ring; synaptic vesicle; microtubule cytoskeleton. Gene Ontology annotation, molecular function: GTPase activity; molecular adaptor activity; GTP binding. Gene Ontology annotation, biological process: cytoskeleton-dependent cytokinesis; regulation of exocytosis.
UUCAUUAAUGAGAGAACAGGUUGACAGUGUGCAGAUCGAUACCGCCACCGCCUGGUGACUGACAGGACCUGCACCCAGAGUGUGACACAAUAAAGGCUGAGAGCUCAGAGAGUCCGGUUGGAUGAUCCAGUCCUGCGUCCGCGGCACCAUGAGCGAUGCUGGGGGGUUAUUUUAAUGUCAUAUAGAUCCAUUCCCCGCACGUGAGAGCUUUUAUUGGACGCUUCUCCUUCCGGUGGCGGUGGAAUAUCGAUCAGACCCGCCCCGGUCCUCCAGCUCCGGACGCAGUCUCUCCCCCCCCCCUCCCACCCCCGAGUCCGAGGAUGACGGCCAACAGCAGGUACAGGAGCCGCGCGCCCCGGUCAGGUAAGCUCCCGCAGGUAAUUAAUGACCCAGAGCGCGUCACAGAUGGGAUGCUGAGGUAAUUAAUCGAUUAAUGACGGUGCGUUCGUUCCCUCCUCCGGUACCGUCCUGCUGGGUGGAUGCGGCUGUCGGUCCAACCUCACACCGGCUGAUGUCUCCUGGAAUUCGGCUCCAUGACACAGAUGAUGGAGAGGAGAAAGAUUAUGUCGGUUUUGCGACGCUGCCCAACCAGGUGCACAGGAAGUCGGUGAAAAAAGGAUUUGACUUCACCCUCAUGGUGGCAGGUGAGUCCGGUCUGGGUAAAUCCACUCUGGUGAACAGUCUGUUCCUCACUGAUCUGCACAAAGACAGAAAACUGCUCAACGCGGAGGAGCGAAUCAGUCAGACGGUGGAGAUCAUGAAGCACACGGUGGACAUUGAGGAGAAGGGCGUGAAGCUGAAGCUGACCAUCGUGGACACGCCGGGGUUCGGAGACGCCGUCAACAACACUGAGUGCUGGAGGGCCGUCACCGACUACAUCGACCAGCAGUUUGAACACUACUUCAGAGACGAGAGCGGACUCAACAGGAAGAACAUCCAGGACAACCGGGUGCACUGCUGCCUCUACUUCAUACCGCCGUUUGGACACGGGCUUCGUCCCGUUGAUAUAGAGUUCAUGAAGGCCCUGCAGGAUAAAGUUAACGUUGUUCCUCUCAUCGCGAAGGCCGACUGCCUCACUCCCAGUGAGAUAAAGAAACUCAAAGAGCGGCUGAGGGAAGAGAUAGAUAAGUAUGGGAUAAAGAUCUACCAGUUCCCUGACUGCGACUCUGACGAGGACGAGGAGUUCAAGCGGCAGGAUAAAGAGCUGAAGGAGAGCACCCCGUUCGCAGUGAUCGGCAGCAACACCGUGGUUGAAGCCCGGGGUCAGAGAGUGAGAGGGAGGCUCUACCCGUGGGGCAUUGUGGAGGUGGAGAACCCGGCCCACUGCGACUUCGUGAAGCUGAGGACCAUCCUGAUAAGAACCCACAUGCACGACCUGAAGGACAUCACCAGCGACUGCCACUACGAGAACUACAGAGCUCAGUGCAUCCAGACCAUGACCAGUAAGAUGAAUGCAGAUAAGCGGGUAGAGAGCCCGAUCCCGCUGCUGCCGCUGUCCACGCCGGACGAGGAGACGGAGAAACUCAUCAAAAGGAAAGACGAAGAACUGAGGAGGAUGCAGCAGAUGCUUCAGAAGAUGCAGCAGCAGAUGCACGAGCAGGACCUGUGACCCCCCGACCCCCCCGCCGACCUCCUAUCAGCGGCCAUUUAACCCAGAGAUGAACACACAGUAGAGACUUUCCAUAAAACGUUGUCUCUUUAAGGGACGAGGUGAAGAAAUGUUUGACCGGUAGAUGAGCGACAGCAUGCUGCGUAUUUCAACCUGAUUUAAAUGUUUCAUAAAUUUAGCUUUUUUUUAAAAAAUGCAGUCAUUAGCCAAGUGAGUGUAGUUAGGCAAUAGAGAGUAGAUUGCACUUUGUUACCUUUAGAGCAGUGGUUCCCAACCUUCAUCCAUCACUGAGUAAACUGAUUAUAUUCAAUAAACACAGAACAGCUGAUAAACUGAACAAUGAACCCAAACAGUGACUCAAUAACUGCAGGAAGUUUGGGUAAAACCAGAGAUUUGGGUUCAUUUUUAGCAUUUUUUUGAAAUUAAUAUUUCCAUUCAAUAUUCAUCAGAGAAGUUUUUCUGAUAUUUUUAACAUUUUAUACAAAUCUGUCUGUAUUUUGUUUUUAUCUUAUUUUUAAUAAUCAUACAGACUUAAUAAGGCUUCUUUUUUCAUCAAUUCAGUGUUUUCUUCCUGAUAAUUGUUCUAAUACAGCUUAUGUUCAGAGCAACAAAGUUUAGAUAUUAAGUAAAAGUUAUUUUAACUCUUUGUUUGUUGUACAGUUUUAAGUUACACAAACUCAAUUUUGCAAGUUGAAAAACAUUCUUGCUUAAGUAGUACUUUUUUUCACAGUUCAAAUACACAUUUCGAAAUUAAGUAAUUUAGUGUAACUUAAAAUUAUUAAAGGUACUUGAUAAAGAAUAUUUUAUUUUUUUAACUUGCAAAAUUGAGUUUGUGUAACUUAAAAUUGUCUACGUAAACAGUUUUGUGAGUUAAAUGAACUUAUCUGGUUUUACAGUGUAAUAUAAACUGUAAAACAGUUUAAUUUAGUUUUCUUCACACAAAUGAAUGAAAUGUAGAGAUAUAUGAAGCCUGUGUAUAUUCUUUAAGUUUUUUAGCACACCUUAAAAUCAAGAAGGCCUUGCGACCCCCCGUGUAAAGCUUUGACGUGCCCUAGCGAGGGUCCCGACCCUCAGGUUGAGAACCACUGCUUUAGAUCACAGUAGAUUUACGAGUUUGUUUUUCUACUUGAAACACUAAAUGAGACAAAUGCACCGACCACAGUUCAUUUAGUACUUUAUGCACUGACUGUGUGAGUGGAGGGAAAGUCGCUGAUGGUUUGAGACCUUUUAAUUCUGAGUGGUUUUAUAACUUUAUUCAUUACAAAGUGCUUCACAAAACACAUAAAAACCGACGAGUAAGGUGCCAUAAAAUGCUUAUUAAAAGGAGAAUUUAAAAGAUGAAAUUAAAAGAAUAAAUAAAGUAAAAGCACAGAUUAUAAUAAGGGUACAGAUCACACAUUUAAAGGUGUGUAGGACUCAGUGGCAUCCAUCUAUAUUUCCUUUCUGAUAAUAGAUCCUCCUCAGUGUUACACAGUGAUUUUAUUUAACAUAAGAAGUAGUAAAUGUCAAUACUACAGCAGCAAUUAUUAAUUAAUAAUAAACCCAAAGGCAGCCACUCAGAACGGGCUCAUCUACAUAUAUCUGUAUUUCUGUCUAUUGCGUGUCGGGUAUAAAUAAAUAAAAUUGACUCGACUGGACAAACCAUCAGAACUCCUUUAAAGUCCAGGUGAAACAGGAAUCAUUACUGAUAGCAACAGUCAGCUUCUUUUAGCUACGAGUCCACCUGGAAACUCCCAUAAAUCACCUCGGUACCGCUGUCGUCAAACUGUCUGUCUCUGAGGUUGUGUUCACUGGGAGGCUGCUGAGCCCCGUUCAGACACAAUGAUUGGAUUCUGAUAUAAAAACACAAAGAAACUGAGUUUUUGAUUGGUUGUUUUUAGCACAAUUUGUUAAAUAUGGGAACAAUAUAACCGAGGAUGUGAUCUUAAAGGAUAAAAAGUUUCCUUUCACCUGGACUUUAACCCUCAGAGCUUCAGUGUGAGUGUGUGCCAUCAGUAAAGCCAUGUUAACUCUCUUCAGACAAUCUCAUCCUUAUGUAAAACCUUUAAACAUGAAUUAAGCGUUGCAGUGUACAAUCAUAACUGUGAACAUCAAAGAGGGUAAAAUCAUGUAAAAGCAAUCCUCCGUACACUGAUUCAGUCUUCAGAGCACGUGUGUUUGAGUUUGUGUGUAUAAUAUUUAGCAAUCAGUAUUUCUCACUAUGCCAGUAUUUUACACACACCUACGGAGAAACUGUCACAGUUUGAGUAAAAUCCCAAUAAUUUAUUAUCGUUAUAACAAUAAUAAUAACUUUUGUUUGUGUGGCACUUUUACAGAGUGCUUUACAGUAAAACCAGGACACGUAACGGGGUUAAAAUGUGAAAUAAAGUUUUUGUUUCCACCUAAAA